GCGAGCGCUUGAGCGACGCAUAGGCUUUACCAAGCCGAGAGAGUACAGUGCCCGUAGGAGGCACAUCUUCUGCCGUUUAGGAAGUUCCUAGGAAGCCGACGUGCCUCCGUGCGCCUAUGAGUGUCACCGAACGACAUGGCUCGGGGGAGCGACACGCUUGCACUCGCAAACUCAAUUGAGCUGUCUAGCUUGUAGCAGCGAAAUCAGUCCCGUCACCACAACACCACUCCAUUCGGCUCUAGUAAAGAAAAGCUUUACUGUUCGCGGAUUCCACCAUGAAACCUGAAAACGGUUAUUCCUUCAACACACAGGAGGAGGAGGCAUUGAAGCAAUUCCUGUCCCGAUGUCCAUCGAUAUCGAAGUCGAGCGCUGUGAAGUUCCUGUGCGCUCGGAAAUUCAACGUGGAGCGAGCCGUCGACCUCCUGCGAAACCAUGAAUCAGUGCGCCACCGCGAGGGACUCACCAAUUUUCAACCCACGCUCAGUCCUCUCCGCGAAGAACUUGAAACGGCUAAAUUCACCGUUCUACCUUGGAGAGACUCGCAGGGAGCUGCAAUCACCAUGUUCACCGCCAGUAGACACAGUCCAUCAACAUCGUCUCAUAGGACAACUCUUCAAGGUGUGGUUUACCAACUUGACGUAGCCCUUGAGAAUCCCUUGACGCAACGGGACGGCAUUGUCUUCGUUUACAACAUGUCCGCUUCAAGGUACGAGCAUUUUGAUUAUGAACUGUGUCAAAAAAUUCUGCAGUUGCUGAAGGGCGCCUACCCCGCGCGACUGAAGAAGGUGCUCAUAGUGAGUGCGCCUCUGUGGUUCAGAGCGCCCUUCAAGAUUCUUCGACUAUUUGUUCGCGAGAAACUCAGAGACAGGGUUAUGAUAGUGAGUCAAGCACAGUUAGUGGCGCACAUACCCCCAUCUUCACUACCGGUAGAGUUGGGAGGUACACAGACGGAUCACGACCAUCACGCGUGGUUGUUGCACUGCCUCAAAGUGCACAAUCAAAAUUUCCUAAAUCAAACCGGUCUCGACGACCACAUCGCCACCGAGAAGCUCAUCGAGCUCGACGAAGAAUCAGACGAUCUCUGCAGCCGAGAAAACAACGGGGGUCAGAAAAUGACAGCGAACGGUAACGGGACAGCGUUCCAACAGACGCAUGACACGAAUGGAGUUCAGAAUGGCAAUAAUCAAGUCACACCAGAGCGCGAAGAAGUUGCGGAAGAGGAAGGUGAUGACAACUCACUGGUCAGCGCAAACUCUAUUCGCGUUGUACCGCUGCCCCCUCCUGUGGCGCCAACCUGUCCCGGCUUUCAACUGCCCUCAACAGGGCCUAUGAAAGGCAUGCCUCACGUACAUCACAUCCCCUCUGAGAUAGUGGCACCGUCCAUACCACCGGUACAGACCCCACCAGAGCUAGAGCCAGCGAAAGACAUGACAAUGGAAGAAUUCAUCUUGGACCUUCAAAAGAAAGGGCGGAGAGGUCUCUGCAGAGAAUACUCAGAAAUCAAGAGUCGGCUACCUGCAGGAACGUUCGACGCUGCCCGAGACAAGAUGAAUCAGAGCAAAAAUCGUUAUACGGACGUUUUGUGUCUCGAUCAUUCCCGAGUAAAGUUGAGCGUGUCGUCCGACGCGGAGAAUUCGGCCGAAGAAGAAUCGACGGAUUAUAUCAAUGCGAAUUACGUCGACGGUUACAAAAUGAGCAAGGCUUUCAUCUCCACGCAAGGGCCGCUCCCGAGAACUUUCGGAGAUUUUUGGAAAAUGAUCUGGGAGGAGAAAUGUGGCGUCAUCGUAAUGACGACGCGCUGCAUAGAACGAACCCGAACAAAGUGCGGCCAAUAUUGGCCCGCAACCGAAGGCGAGGAGCACGAGCACGGUGAAUUCCGUAUUGCCAAUCAGGGCGUCGAAGCUGCUGGAGACUAUCAGGUCACCGAGCUGCAAGUUUGCUUGCGAGAUUGCGAAGAUGACCUCUCGGCUCGUACCAUAUGGCACUUGCAAUUCCUCAGUUGGCCCGACUACGGAGUACCGGAGAGCGCUUUCGCCAUGCUCUCCUUCCGCGAUGUCUGCUUAUUGAAGCAGCGGGAAACGCUCGAAGCACUAAAGAACCGGAUGCUCUGGGACUCUGUCGAACACGGACCGCCGAUUGUCGUGCAUUGCUCCGCUGGGAUCGGUCGAACCGGAACUUUCAUCACGCUGGACACGUGCAUUCGUCGGUUGGAAGCCGAAAGCAUGAUCAACGUCCGCGAAACUGUGGAAAAUAUACGUUCGCAGCGAGCGUUCUCAAUUCAGAUGCCAGACCAAUACGUGUUUUGUCAUCUGGCGCUACUGGAGUAUGCCCUCAUUCAUGGCCAUCUCAAAGAUGUCGAUUUGUCGGGUUUCGACGAUUCCAGCGACGAGAGCACAGAGGAUCAUUGAUCGUCUCCGACAAGGCUUCAGUGUUGAAGAUAUGAUGUGCGGGGUUGAGAAAUCCGUCUCGAGAGGUGGCACGACGAACACUAUCGGAGAGCUACGAAUCUUCCCGUCUCCGACUGACUUCGACGAGAGUCGGUCAACCGGAGAUGAUGUUCUGCCUGUCAAUCCUUCCCGGCUGAGUCCCUCGCAACAUCAUCGAGCUCGUCAUAUUCUGGAGACGAGCUUUGGCGUGGACGACCUUGUCCCGUCUGAUCAAGGGGCAGAAGUUUCGAUGUCAGACGUAUCGAGGAAAGAGAAAUCUAUUUACAACUAUUGUAAUUAAGCGAAUGGCAGGAUGUCGAAAGUCAUUCGAUGGAUCGAGUGGGCGGCUAGGCUUCGAGGCUGAAACUAAAUUUAGGAUUGAAGCGUCGAAUAUAACUUCUCCGUUUGUCCUCCAACACAAUAUUUGUGCGCCGAGGUCAGCUGUGAAAGUCUGUGAUACCUGAAUUCUGGUGGAGGGAAAUCCGACUCACUCAGAAGCCUAACCUCGGAUGCCUCUCAAAGUCGGACUCAGCAAAGGGAUUCUCGAAUGAAGAGAAAUAUCACGAGAGGGCGCCAUAUCGACGAACGUGGGAAGGACAGCGAAUGCGGAAAGGAGAAAGCGUGCGAGAGUCGAAUUCUAAACUCAUGGUCGAGAUUUGUUAGAGAGCCUACGGAGCUGAGAGAAUCGGCGGAGAUGAAUGGUUUGGAUUUGGAUGAACGAUUGAGUUUGCGGACAUGCCAUCUUCAAAUGUACCACUUGAAAAUCCUUAUGGAGAAAGAACCUCUCCUUUGCUGGGAAAGUGAACCCGAAUCUUACAAGAUCUGAAUCGAUGACAAAUCAGACUCCGAGAUCAAAUUCUAGGCGUCGACGAUAAAUCUCAGUCUAGGUAGUACUUGUGAACCCUGCGACAUCGGUGUCCCACCGGUAGAACGAUUCAUCUCAGACGGCGUCUAUCGACGAAUCUUCUAUGGUGAGUAGAAUUACGUCAUUGGGGUCGGAGAGCGAUACGCAUAGCCACCUCGAACAACUGACGAGGUCCACAAAUUUGAGGAUCAUCGAUUCCGAGCCUCUUUUCGUCAGCGACGUCGAUGGAUUCCAUUCCACAUCGCAAAUGUAUAAAAGAGAACUGUGUAUUGCUUGUCGAGUAUAUGAACAUCUCAUAAUUUAUAACUGACUUGGAAGAAGGCGGUCGAAUGGCCAAAUAUCCGCCUUCAUCAUAAUAUGCCUCUAGUCCCUAUCUUUUUGGCUAAAUAAAGUCAUACUCGCAGU
Messenger RNA from Galendromus occidentalis (western predatory mite), 3696 nucleotides. It is a transcript of the gene Ptpmeg2, whose product is annotated as Protein tyrosine phosphatase Meg2. Gene Ontology annotation, molecular function: protein tyrosine phosphatase activity. The record is from RefSeq and is a predicted model, not a curated record. Bases 276 to 2408 code for a protein of 710 amino acids. The transcript has 6 exons. Lineage: Eukaryota; Metazoa; Arthropoda; Arachnida; Mesostigmata; Phytoseiidae. Gene Ontology annotation, biological process: protein dephosphorylation.